Molecule: messenger RNA, 717 nt
Organism: Debaryomyces fabryi
Lineage: Eukaryota; Fungi; Ascomycota; Pichiomycetes; Serinales; Debaryomycetaceae
Exons: 1
Coding region: 1-717 (238 amino acids)
Source: RefSeq, a predicted model, not a curated record
AUGAGAUUAUCAACAGGAGUUAUUACAGCCGCAUUAGGAGCGAAGGUUCUUGCUGCAGAUACCACCGACUAUUUGGGCGGAUUAACAGAUUUAUAUGAAAGUUAUGGCACUGAUGCUGUCAAUUCUAUUGCCGACCUUUAUAAAACUGACGGUUCAUUAUUUCAACAAUACGAGACUAUUGCUGAAGAUCUUACUAAUAAGCCAUGGUAUUCAAAUCUUGCGCAUUUGACUGAUGCGGCUGAUGUUUCAAACGCUAUUGGCGAGCUGUGGUUUACUUCCUAUGAAAACUGGGCAAGUUCUGUAGCUGGUGUUGGAGGAUUCUACAAUGGGGGUUUAGGUCAGGGUGGAUCUGCAGGUAGUGAAGAAUCUGGUUCUGGUUCUGGUUCUGAUUCUUCUGAAUCUGGUGUUGCAUCUGGAACUAACUCCGGGUCCAGCUCUGGUAGUAAGUCAUCUGGUGCUGGAAGCAAAUCGUCUGGUUCAGGUGGCUCUGGAAGUAAAUCCUCUGAUUCUGGAAGCAAGUCUUCUGGUUCUGGUUCUGGCUCUGGCUCCAGCUCAUCUUCUGGCUCCGGCUCUGGUUCUGGUUCCAGCUCAUCUGCUGGUUCUGAUUCUAGUUCAUCUGCUGGUUCUGAUUCUAGUUCAUCUGCUGGUUCUGAUGCUAACGUAUUCUACGCACCAUUUGGAGCUACAUUAGGUGCUUUAAUCCUUGCUUUGAUAUAA